UGGACACAUCUCAUCAUGCCCUACGGAUUUGUGCACCUGCAGGUUCCUUAGACGGGUUCAAACCCUAUCUUUUCCUACAGCAGGUGGUUCAUUCUCCUCACCGUCACAUUUCCUUCUGCAACUCUGCUGGGGUGCUUAGAACACUUGCCAGUGAAGACUGAGACAAAAAAAUCAUUUCAUACCUUAGCGUUCUCCAUACCCCAGGUGCUCCAUUCCCUUGCAGAGGGCCCACGUUUCCUCAGUCUUCCUUUUAUUACCCACACGCCCAUAGCUGCACACCUCUAUCUAUAGUUUGAGUCGCCUCUUCCGAAGCAUUCAAGAUAUGUAACUUAACUAAAAAUGUCUAGUAAUAUAGCAAACACAUUCUAGUAAAAUAGCUAAUAAAUUCUGGUAACAUAGCUAAUAAAUUCUGUAAAUUCUAAAGCCCCAGUGUGUCUAACUCAGGCACAUGGUACCCGCUCCGCCAGGCGCCUUACUACCAGCUGAAGGGCAGAUUUCCAGCGCCUGACAGCACUUGAAAUCCUGGUAUUCCGGGCUGGGAAAAUAGCAGCGGAGGAGGAGUCAACACACGCCGGUUUUGUCGCAUCUUUAAUGUCGCGGAGAAGAAAAAGCAACGAGCGAGCACAAUUCCAAUCCCGCCGUUCCGGCCGCUCUCGACACUGCACGCCCCCUCCCAGCUCCUCCCAGCAGAGGGAUGGGCUCCUCCCGCUCAUCCCACGCCGGCUCCGGUUCCGGGGCGGCCCCAGCGCAGCGCCCCGCCCGCCGCGGCGCUCCCAGCGUGCCCCGCGCGCGAUGGCGGCGCCCGCGCUGUGCCGGCGCUGCGGGCGGGCGGCGGGGCUGUGGGGCCUGCGCCGGGCCCCGCUCCCGCCGCCCCGCCGCCGGGCCCACGAGCAGGCGCGGCGGGCGCGGGGCGCGGCGGGGCUGCUGGCGGCGCAGUGCGAGCGCGGGCUGUUCCAGGAGGUGUUCCCGGCGCAGAGCGCGGAGGAGCAGCUGCCGGCGCUGCUGGAGCCGGGCCGGCCGCCGCUGGCCGCCUACUGCGGGUUCGACCCCACGGCGGACUCGCUGCACGUGGGGCACCUGCUGCCCGUCAUGGCGCUCCUGCACUUCCAGCGCGCCGGCCACGACGUCAUCGCCGUGGUGGGCGGGGCCACGGCGCGGCUCGGGGACCCCAGCGGGCGGGAGCGCGCGCGGGAGCCGCUGCCCGCGGGGCGGGUGCGCGCUCAGGCGCGGGCGCUGCGCGCGGGGCUGGAGCGGCUGUUCGGGAACCACCGGGAGCUGUUCUGGGAGCCGGGAGCCGGGCGGCUCGGCCGCGCCGCGCUGCUGGACAAUGCCCGCUGGCUUGGCCGGGAGCCGCUGCUCCGCUUCCUCGGCGGCGCGGGCGGGCGCCUACGCAUGGGCACGCUGCUGAGCCGGCAGAGCUGCCAGGCGCGGCUCCGCAGCGCCGAGGGCAUGAGCCUGGCAGAAUUCCUGUACCCCGCCCUGCAGGCAUACGACUUUCUGCACCUCCACCAGCACCACGGCUGCCGCAUCCAGGUGGGGGGCCACGACCAGAUGGGAAACAUCAUGUCCGGAUACGAGCUCGUCACCAAGAUGCUAUGUGACUUGGCGCUGACAGUCUCUAAAGCACCAGGAGCAGAAGUCGGUGCUCAAGAGAUUUGGCCACACACAAAUCUCUGUGAUUUGAGAGGAGCAAUUAAGUGCCCUGACCAUAAACUCGUGACUCUUCUUUUCAGGAUGACAGGAACAGAUGUGUUUGGAAUUACUGUACCUCUCAUUACCAGUACUACUGGUGAUAAACUGGGAAAGACUGCUGGAAAUGCAGUUUGGCUGAACAGAGAUAAGACUUCUCCAUUUGAGCUGUAUCAGUUUUUUGUCAGACAGCAAGAUAACAUAGUUGAAAAAUACCUGAAACUAUUCACCUUCCUUCCUCUUGAGGAGAUUCACCACAUCAUGGAAAUGCAUGAUAAAGAACCUGAGAAAUGGGGCCCUCAGAAACGACUGGCUGCAGAAGUAACUAAGCUUGUGCAUGGUAAAGAGGGGCUGGAAUCUGCUAAGAGGUGCACUAAGGCCCUUUAUUACAGCAGCAUGGAGGCACUGGAAGAAAUGUCUGACCAAGAGUUACAGGAACUUUUCAGACAAGCUACUUCUGCUGAAUUGAUGCUUGAACCUGGGAUGACUGUUCUUGAUUUGUGCCGCAAAGCAAAUGCCAUUCCAGAUGGACCUAGUGGGUACCGGAAAAUUACAGAUGGCGGUGUUUCAAUAAAUGGGAAUCGUGUAACUGAUCCUGAGACUGUUCUUAUUCUCGGGCAGCAUAUUCUGAAGAAUGGAGUAUCAUUACUUAGGGUUGGAAAGAAAAAUUAUUACAUUAUAAAAUGGCUGCAGUUGUGACAACGGAGUAUGUCCCUAAAAUGACAGGUCUCUAACUCUGCUGUAUGAAGAUGUACUUGCAAAUAUUUCUGUACUGUGCAGCUCACAGACUUUUUCAAAAUGCACCAGAGUUAAAAUAAAGGAGCUGAGUUACACCACUGAAGAGAUUGUGGAUAUUCUGCCUUAUUCAAAGCACCAGUCAUAAGGAUCUGCAUAAGAAGAAAAUUAUAAGAUUAAUUUCAAGGUCCAGUGAUGGAGAUAUGCUUCCCCUCCUUUAACAGCCUUUGGUGUUGUAGAACAGGAGCCAGUUAUUCCACAGGAUAGCCCAGAGGAAAAUGAACCAAGGCAAACUCAAAUCCACUCCUUACAGCCAGUAUGUGCUCAUGUAACCAAGAAACCUUGCUGGGGGCAAAGACAACCACGGGCAUGUUUCUCUGAACAGGUUUGCGUUGAAAGAAGCUGCAGAAAAUUCAUAAUAAAGGAGUAAAUGAUUAAA
Oenanthe melanoleuca is the source of this 2863-nucleotide messenger RNA. RefSeq names its product tyrosyl-tRNA synthetase 2 (gene YARS2). The coding region runs from base 592 to 2388 and encodes 598 amino acids. Gene Ontology annotation, cellular component: mitochondrion; cytosol. Gene Ontology annotation, molecular function: ATP binding; RNA binding; tyrosine-tRNA ligase activity. The transcript has 6 exons. Gene Ontology annotation, biological process: tyrosyl-tRNA aminoacylation. NCBI's taxonomy places the organism in Eukaryota, Metazoa, Chordata, Aves, Passeriformes, Muscicapidae. The record is from RefSeq and is a predicted model, not a curated record.